Molecule: messenger RNA, 2890 nt
Organism: Oncorhynchus mykiss (rainbow trout)
Lineage: Eukaryota; Metazoa; Chordata; Actinopteri; Salmoniformes; Salmonidae
Product: protein phosphatase 1A
Biological process (GO): protein dephosphorylation
Molecular function (GO): magnesium ion binding; manganese ion binding; protein serine/threonine phosphatase activity
Source: RefSeq, a predicted model, not a curated record
GAGAGAUGAUCAUGCUGAGGGAUAAGUCAACAGAAAUAGAUACAGGCCAAUAGCAUCACAAUGCAAACACUGCCCAGGGACAGGAGAGAAAGAGGGGGAGAAAGACAGAGAAGGAGAUAGAGUGGGCACCAUACAACCACAUACACUCCACAUAAAGACAUUGAGACAAAUGCUAGGAAUCCAGAAACAACGCCAACGAGCCAGGUUUACAAAGACAAGGAUGGCCGCAGCGAUUUCUGCCCGUAUCUAGUGAAGCCCACCUAACCUCUAAAGCCCACCUAAACACAACUCUACAGACCGGAGUCGACACAUUUUCCACCUGCUCAGCGUGUCCAGCUAAACCCACUCCCCUAGACCUGCUGCGUGGGACACAGACUGGGAGAAGGAGGAGAGAGGGGAAGAGGAAGACCAGCGGCAGGUCAGGAAAGAGACUUGAGCGGCGCCUCCGAGGAGCCAUGAGGACGGCCAGGCGGGCCAGCACCGUGGAGGUGCCCUCCUUCCUCCGCCAGCUGGCCAAGGAGACAGAGAAGAUGGUCACCUUCUUCUUUAAGGGGGGACAGAGAGAUGGCCAGGAGGGGAGCGAAGAGGACUCCAGUGAUGAGGAUAACGGGCCAAGUGUCUACCUGGACCGGCCCAUCCUGGAGAAACACACGACCGAGGGAGGGUCUCAGUGGGGGUUGAACUAUGCAACGGCCAGCAUGCAGGGCUGGAGGGCGCAGAUGGAGGACGCCCACGCCUGCAUGCCGGAGAUGGGAGGGGAGCUGGCGGAGUGGGGCUACUAUGCAGUGUUUGAUGGACACGCUGGCAACACGGUGGCACGGUACUGCUCCCGCAAUCUGCUGCAACACAUCCUCGCUACAGGGCGCGUAAAGGCAGAGGAGAAUCCUGAUGACGUGAAGGAGGGGAUCAUCGAGGGCUUCCUGGCCAUUGACAGCCACAUGCACACGCUGACGCGCCAGGAAUGCUGGGAGCGCAGCGGCUCCACGGCGGCCGUCGUCAUGCUCUCCCCGAAGUACGUCUACUUUGUCAACUGCGGCGACUCGCGGACACUCCUCUGCCGUGACGGCCACGUCAUCUUCUACACGGAGGACCACAAGCCCGUCAACCCCAGGGAGAAGGAGCGAAUACAGAACGCAGGCGGCUCGGUGACCCAGCAUAGGGUGAACGGCUCCCUGGCCAUGUCCAGGUCCCUGGGAGACUUUGACUUUAAGGAGGUGGAGUGGAGGUCCCAGACUGAGCAGCUGGUUUCCCCGGAGCCAGAAGUGUAUGAGCUGGAGAGGUCCCCGCAAGACGAGUUUCUCAUAGUGGCUUGUGACGGCGUGUGGGACGCCAUCGGCAACGAGGAUCUGUGUGCAUUCGUCCGCAGCCGCCUGCAGGUGUGCAAUGACCUGAGGGAGAUCUGCAACCAGGUCAUUGACCUCUGCCUCUAUAAGGGUAGUUUGGACAACAUGAGCAUCAUCAUCGUGACCUUCCCUGGCGCUCCCCAGGUUUCACAAGAGGCCCUACAACAAGAGGCCGAGCUAGAGACACUCCUCGAGGCCAAAGUGGAAGAGAUAGUAAAUUUGCUAAGGUCGCAGGACAAGGACCCUGACCUGCUGUAUGUGAUGAAGUUUCUGGUCUCUGAGGACAUACCUGGCCUACCACCUGGGGGAGGAGUCACCAGCAAAAGAGACUGUGUCAUCUCUGCGUAUCAGAAGUUUGUAACGCCCUCCAGAUCUCUGGAACCAAUGGACAUCGGAGGAUCUGAAGAGGCCAACUAGUCGUUUCCAUGUAAAUGUAUUCUUUAGCCUCACGUAUCCAUGGUGACCAAUUCCAACUGGGGACUCUUUUCAGCUUAGGAAUCAGCCAAUGGCUAAAUAAAGAAAUAUGGUGGGAGGGGGUUUGACCUGGGCCUGCCCUUAGCCAAUCAUCUCUUCUCUGUUCAAAAUGUACACUGUCUAUCAACAAGUCUACUGUAUCUUUAGAAAAUAUCAAAUAGUUGGCAUUUUCCAGGAAGGGAAGAAUUACAUAUUCCAAAACUAUUCUUUAAAAUGCAUGACAAUUAGAUAUAAUAUUUUCUAACUUUCUAACAACCCUUUACAGUGCCUGAGUAGAUCUGGUUACUUUUCUUGAAGACUAGAAGCUUGUGAAUAAGGCUGAUCAUGUUAUGUCAUUUAAAAGCUAAUUGAUAUGUUUAAGCGGUGCGCAACUCCAUACUACAGCUGUAAAUCAAGUUGACCAAACACCCCUUCAACCAUCGCCGACCUGCGAAGGCUCCGAUUUUGAUGUGUCCUGUGAUGGCAUGGCCUACACUAAAUAAUCUGCAGAAUCCUGUGAGGGAACAUAGGUGACAUGAAUAGAUGUGUGUGUGUGUGUGUGUGUGUGUGUGUGUGUGUGUGUGUGUGUGUGUGUGUGUGUGUGUGUGUGUGUGUGUGUGUGUGUGUGUGUGAGAGAGAACCAGCAGAGGAUAACAUAGGGUGUGGGAUUAUUGGCACACAUACUGUACCCCAUAAAAUGUAACCUUUUUGCAGUUUAAAGCACAGAUGCUCACAGCUAGACAUGAUUUAGACCAGUGUGAUGCGUAAAGUAGUACAGCUGUAGGUAAAUCGCUUUGCUGUUUGCAUGUUUUCGUUUCAAUACAUGUCAUUGUGCUGCUUUGCAAAGCUCUCUGUAGUUGUACGGUUAAUUGAUUCCUCCUUUGGAUCAUACCAAACGGAUGAACAUAGUAACUGUAUUCCAUGACAGAGGUCAAAAUGAGCUAGACUAUAGAUCAAACACCGCUGCAGCAUGUCUGUUUGAAUUCUAUGAAAUCAGGAGGAAAUAGGAUCCAAGACCAUUCGACAGCACAACAGGUUACUAUGAGAUCUUUCACAAUUGUAUGUCAAUUGGGGCAAUAAAUUUAUGAAAUAGA